This is a messenger RNA of Protopolystoma xenopodis, 447 nucleotides long. Lineage: Eukaryota; Metazoa; Platyhelminthes; Monogenea; Polystomatidea; Polystomatidae. The record is from the annotation of a GenBank genome assembly.
AUGCAGUCAAAGACAUCAGUUCGUCUUCUUCAUCUCCCCUUACAACUGAUUGGGUUGCCUAUUUGCGGUAUCACUUUGACGACGUGUUGUUGGUUGUCCUCGGAGACAGAUUUUCUAACACUCUCCUUCUCCCUCUCCUCCCCACCUUUUGUCCUUUCUGUCUGUCGUCUGCUGUACCAGUCACGGAACCGAGUGUGCCGGUCUCAUUGCUGCUGUGGCCAACAACAAGAUCUGCUCACAUGGCAUCGGCUUUCGCUCCAAAGUGUCAGGACCUCUCGCGACUGUGGAAAAGCUCAUUAUCAGCACUCUCUCUCUCUCUCUCUCUCUCAACGUUUGGACACUCUAGAUCCUUCCACAGAUUCUGUCGCCAUGUUAGCCAGAAGUGCUGGUGCAAUGGGUCAUAACAACAACAGCUGUUGUUGUGCUGUUCACCGGAGGCGCCAGUGA